Symsagittifera roscoffensis is the source of this 6164-nucleotide messenger RNA. RefSeq names its product nuclear pore complex protein Nup205-like. NCBI's taxonomy places the organism in Eukaryota, Metazoa, Xenacoelomorpha, Acoela, Convolutidae. The transcript has a single exon. Bases 5 to 6025 code for a protein of 2006 amino acids. Gene Ontology annotation, cellular component: nuclear pore. The record is from RefSeq and is a predicted model, not a curated record.
GAACAUGACCUUGAAUCUGACGACUGGCAAUGGUGGCGCAACAGCAGCUGUCAAACUGCACAAAGGGUGUAACUUCUGCGAACAAGCUAAAACUCUUUCCGCUCUGCUGAAGUCGGUUCUUAUCAACCAGAACUACAAAGAGCUACCCACUUUGAAGCGGGAUAUCAGGAAACAGAAACAGUUUCUCCUUAGUUUGAUGGAGAACCCUGAAGCGAAAAAUGCUAAACAUAGGUCUGUGUUAGCAAGCGCCUCUAAGGAUGGAAUUUACUUUGAAAGUGAGACGAAACCUCAAGUGUUAGAUUCCGAUUUCAUCGAAGAAUCUGUCAUUUUAAGUGAUUUGUUCAACUUGAAUGAGCUACGAGCAGCUGAGUUGCUACAAAUGGCUGAAGCGCAGAAGCCCAGAUACCCUUCCUGGAGCCGAGGAUUGAUUGCAGUUAUGUUGUAUUUCGACUCGAAACUUAGUGUUGUCCACUCGCUAAAAUUAAUUACGAAAGCCAUUUCCGGACUCACCUGGUCUGCUGACGUCACUGAUGACGUUAGCUCUUUCCUAGAUAGUUACGUCACAGAUUUGGUUAACGAAGAUUUAGUAGCUAAGGUUCUACAAACAAUGAAAACUUUCGAUAAAAAUGAAAUUUUUGAGAAACUUCGACAACAAAAGGCGCUCGGAGAUCUGAAACAUCGAAGAAUGUUAUGUGAAAUGCUAUCUGAUAUUUCUGUAGGUUUAUCUGAAAUUAUCAGUAAUUUGUUCUGUCAGAAAAAAAUGUCUGUAAACGACUCUUUAAAAGUUUUGGAGUUCCUGAAAAACACUACGGAUGAAAAGUUAUUCGAAAUUCCAGAUACAAGAAUCAAUAUUCCGCACCUUAAUCUGAUAUUUUCUCUAUUUCACGCUUUUGAUUAUAUUAAUGAGGAAACUUUCAUCCAAGCCAUGCAUAAUCAGUUGGUGGCAAAUCCUCCAUUUGUGGAAAACCAGACAAUUGUCAACAAGUCCACUAGGUUAAUUUUCUCGACUCUGUACCUAAAAUGGGCUGUGUCGUUGCGGAAGCUAGGUAUGGAAAACGAGCUGCCAAAUUCGUGCGCAGAUUGUCGUGACGAAGACGAAUGGUUAAUCAACCAAGCUAUAGCUUCUGAAGUGUUCAAUUACCUGGAGCUGAUAGUUUCUGCAAAAGAGUUCUUUGCCGAUGAGUUUCGAGUCCACAGAUUUCAUCUGAUGAUAACCGAUUUCAUCGUGUAUUUCCCCUUGAAAAUAAGAGACUUGAGAAACCAUGGCGACGAAGUAGCUAGAACGAUUGCAGCUUAUUUAAACGAAGGUAUAACACCUCCCGCUGAUUUAGUCAAUGAUUAUGAAAAUCUUUUGAAACUGAUGACUUUGUUUUAUAACGGCCAACAAGAUCAAAAACUGUGCGACGAUUUUUGGAAAGUGGACGAAAAUUAUGUUAACAGUCCGUCAAAGGCAGUUUCAAACACGCAAAGGUAUCUGUCGUUGAAUAAAUUCUGUCUAUCAGCUUGUGAUUAUGUGGCUCCUUUUCUCUACGCGCCAGUGAUUGAUAUGAUUUCGUCUUUGAGUGCCUCUGAAAACGCAGCCUGGUCGUGUGUUGAAUUUAUGUUUGCAGCUCGACAAAGCGCUUCGCAUGCAACCAUUUCUUUUCAUCACUUUUUCCAAACCGUUCAUGCAGUUUAUUCAAGUAUGCGCGAAGAGAGAGCGGCAGUGAAAAACGUGCCAACGAAUGCUUUGCAAAACACAACCUAUUACUCUAUGCCAAACCCCCAGAAACUUACAAACCAAAGUAUAAGUCCUAUAGAAAUCAAAGGAAUUGAAAGUAUGCUAGGUUUGCUCAUAAAAGUCUGCGAGAAAAGCGAACGUGCGAUUCAAGUUUUGGUCGAGAAUUCAGAGCUGAAAGUUGUUUAUACUUUGUUUGGACUCAUAACGUGUAAGGUCCCGAUAUCUCUGAAAGCGAAGUGCAUGGAGCUUCUGUCGGCUAUUGCCAGUGCACCCAAGUAUGCGCCUAACAUGUGGGCAUGUAUAGAGAAGUAUCAACUCAUUGAACUUUCGUCCAAUUUAUGUCAGGUAUCUAACUCAGGAAUCAUACAAGAGUUGGAAGAAUUUGAAACCAAGCAAGGAUGCUAUAAUUUAUCAAUCAGUUUCGUCUCAUUCAUCAAUAAAAUCCUGAAGUAUAGUCCAAGAAAGUAUAAUCUGCAAAUUUUGCUGUCGUAUUUGAUUGAUAAAUUGUUGAACCAUUUCAACACGCGGUUCUACGAGGAUGCGAAACAUGUUUAUGAAGUACCCUCAGUUGUUCUUGACGUCGUGAAAACUGUUGUCGAUAAUUUUGACCCCGCUGAAGAGAUUUCGAAUGAAAAUUUGGGGCACGAUCCUCAGACGUUUCCUGUUCAAUUAGUGAGCCAGUUGUUCAAAGAUUCAGUUUUGACUAAAAAGCUAUUUUUCAUCAUUGAAAAAACUACGCAGAAGUUAGAGACACUUCAGAGCGGCGAGGAGAGCGAUAUUAAAACGAUGCUCGAAAGUUGCGAAAAGUCUUUGUCAGUCAUUUCACGUGCAUUGCAAAUUCAGGACGGAUUUCUUCGAUUAUGUAGUGAAGGGUACAAAAAAGACGUCUUCAUGUCGAUGGAUUCUCUACUACAAUGUUUGAAUUCGAAAGCUGGGAUCCAUGACCACUUACAUAACAUCCUCAAACUAGUUAUUCAUACCACUGGAGCAUCAUUUUCGGAGCAUUUGAAGGUGAGACUUGCGGCAACUGAAGUUUUAAUGCUACAUGCGCAAGUUAGUCUGAACCAAACUAGAUCUUUCAAGUAUUUGCUUUCAGAACCAGUUACUGCCUCAAUGUUGAAUCAAUGCAUUGUUUCGAUCAUCGAAGAUUACAGUUCCGAUCCUGACUCAGCGAUGCAUGUUUUGGAGUAUAUUUGCUCCUUGCUCGAUUUUCCAAAGGCAACUAUUGGCCACUAUCUUCUGGGAUUAGAAGAUGGCAGGAAACAAAACCAAGUUCUAGUUGCAUCAAUUAAUGCAUUACAUGCGAUAACGUAUAUUUUGGAUAAUUUCAUCGCAGAACCGGGUCAGAAGAUGAGCAACGAAGAUGCUAAAAUUGUUUGUAUUUGCUACAAGAUUCUCUACAAAAUGAGCGUUUUGCCCGAUUCUUCCUCGCACACUUUGAGACUGUUACAAAAUAUUGAUUGGUUUCUUUGCCGACACAUUGUAGAACUUGCUACUUUAUCCGCCAAUCAAAGUGACCCACAAGUGAUUUCGUAUUUGACAAACGCGAACUCAUGGUUGAUCAAAAGCUUCGCUAUCGAUCUCAAAAACUGUUGUGCUCUGAAGCAACAGAGUACAGUUUCCAAAAUGCUCUCGGCAAUAUUCGACAAGCCAAGUCAUUCGAAAAUGUUCCACGAGGCAUCUAAGUCUAGUUCAGUUUUGAACUUUUCUAUCGGCGUGUCUUCUUUGAUGCACGAUGUAACUUCAUCUGGAAUGGAGCCAACAGGCCAAUCCAAGAAACCCUGGAUUUUGAAAUCAAUAAUGGACGAGUUUGAUUUUCGAUCCGGGCAGCAGGCUGAAUUGCAAAUUGAUUGGGAGAUAUUAGAAUCAGCUUUUAUAAUGUGCGAACAUGAGAGGAAAGAUUUGAAAGGUGUGACCUAUUUUGACGUCAGGAAACUUCACAAGUAUCUUUUUGAUCACGUGUCGAGUCUGCAGAUUUCACAAGGUCAGAAGGAUCUGCUCAUAAAUGACAUCGAGUAUGUCUUGGCUUUUGCCAGUCAAGAGAACGCACGCAAAGAUGACAGUCUAGCAAAAAUGGCCUAUUUAACAUCUUGGUGUGAGUUAUUCUCAAUUUGCCUCAUGUUUGCCCCGCAUGAAUUGAUGUCUGAAAAAUACCUAGUCAUGCAAAUUUUAGACUUCCUUUGUGCCUCAUUAAAUGUUGAAGGAAUAAGUUCAGAAUUUGCCGUUUUGAUAACUAGAUUGGCCUUGAAGAUUUUGGAUUUCUUCAGACACGGAGGCGAAGGAUUGAAUAACAUAGACUCGACACAAAUAGCUCUUGAGUUACAAUCAACUGCUAGCGAUUUGCUGAGAAAUUUGGUCAGGUUUUAUAUCUAUGGUGAUUCAAAUAGGAAAGAGUCGCUGUGUGUUAACACAUUAUCAGCAAUUUUGUCGUUCUUGCGACUCUUUGUUUCCGAAAAUAUGGAAAUUGACGGAACACAAGAAUUGGAGAUGGCUAGAUUGCAGAAUUGGAACGUCGUGAAAACUUUCGGAGAAAAGUUUUCGAGACGUUUGUUUUCAGACAGCUCUCUAGGACAUGUAGUACAAAAAACGAUUGCACUUUCGGUGUUUUGUGAGUUAGUUGAAGUUGACGAACGAUCGGAAAUUUCGGAUUUAAUGAUUCGAGAGGGAUUCAUUCAAAAAAUGGUCAUGGAAAUCUCAACAGAUAAUAUUGCGAUGAUUGAAAGUCUUCAAAAAGCGGAUCCGUUCGAUGCAAUUUAUCUAAUGAACAACGCAAAAUUUUGCCUGAUUUCUAAGUUAGCGCAAAAUGGAAAAGGAGCUUCCGCUUUAGUCCAUAGUAACUUCAUCGAAACUUUAGGUAAGCUUACCUUCAUCGACGCGCGACCCGUUGCCAAUGGAAACCAAACCGGUAACACGAAUCAAAAGUCGAAGAGCUUGUUGGAUGUUCAGUUAGCUGCCCAUAGACAAGUGUUAAUACCUCUCUUAGAAUCGUGCCAUAAUAUUUUGACCACCUUACCGCCAAGUCAUCAAGACGCAGCUAGUUUGGUUUUACAGUUCAUAGUGGCCCAUUUUGAGAUUUUUCUGGACAUUUUGGCAUGCAAAGAUUUCAAAAGUCUGAAGAAAGGCGAUUUAAAAGAAAUCAGAGUUGCUUGUGGAGUGAUAAGCGCGGCGGCAAUGAAAGGAUCUAUUCUAUUGGACGACGAGCAAUCGCAUUCUGUUGUUCAUGUGCAGCAAGCGAUGCGGAAACUUCACCAACAGUUGCUUAAAGCUCUUUCCUUAUUUGGUAAUUUGGACAAAUGGGAAAAUGCUCUCGGAAGCGUUAACAAUUUGUUCGAAAAAGAACAGAUGAGAAGUUCGUUGAUUUCUAUCAUAGCAAGUUUGAUUACCUAUGUUAAUGGUCAUACUGUAAGUGUAAUGAACGGUUCAACUAGUUCGGAAGGCUUGAGCCAGAUUUUGUUCUUCCCUAGUAUCGUAGCGCCGAACGCGAAAACAGUCGAAACAAACAAAGGAGUUAAUGAUUACAGCAAUAUGGGAGUCUUGCUUAAAUUAUGUUCACAGAUUAUUGAAGAGUUUUUGGUUCUUUUGGAAGAAAGAAAUGAUUUUAAAGCUUUGCUAGUUAAGGAUCGUUAUACCGACGAAGAAGUGGCUAAGUUCUCGGACAAGGAUGGUCAGCAGUUGAAAGACCAAAUACUGCCAGUCGCUUACAAGUUGCUUUCUCAGGAGCAAAAUAUCAACAAAAUUAAAAACUCCCUUGUGGCAUUACUGUUUAAAAAAGAUGAGCAAAUUCAAGCAUUGUAUUACGUAAUGGAAGCAGCCUCAUUUGUGUUGUACCGUCAUCUGGAUUACUACUUCACUAGGUUUGACCCUGAAAUGUUCGUGAAGAGCAAUAGCGUGAAUUUUAGACAUCUGAGACAAAUGUUGUCUAGUUCGAAUAAAAGUCCAGUUAAUAUUAGUGGCAGAAUGGGAUCUUCUAUGAAAACAAAAUCAGGAAAACUUUCCCAAAAUAAUUCUCCCGCCGUGCUAGAAAAUCCGAAAUCAGGCAUGGGAGAUUUCAGCGACGAGAAAGUUCUGCAGAUAAAGUCAUUUCAGAUGGAUACGUUGCAAGCUCUUCCUCCAGCUCUGAUAGAUAGAAUUCUAAAUGUCGACGCUGCAUUGAACGAACUGUUUUCUUCGAAAAAUUCUCCCGAGAAAGAAAAUCAAGAACUACAGUCGUCGUCUUUUGUGAGUGCGCAAAUUAGACAAAUUGACCAGCUUUUAAGAAAUUACGCGGAAAAAGUAAACAAGCAACAACAGUUAGACAUUGCGUAAACUCGAAAUGGAAUAUUAACGGAUGAGAAACUUUAAACCCGACUUGCUGUAAUUUAUUUGGUUUGAUUUGAGAUUUAUAAAUUAUGUUUUUGUCUUGCUUGAGUGUCUAGGUUGAAUUGAAUUCUUCUUACAUUUUCUA